Anolis sagrei ordinatus is the source of this 5988-nucleotide messenger RNA. It is a transcript of the gene CDS1, whose product is annotated as CDP-diacylglycerol synthase 1. Gene Ontology annotation, molecular function: phosphatidate cytidylyltransferase activity. Gene Ontology annotation, cellular component: endoplasmic reticulum membrane. NCBI's taxonomy places the organism in Eukaryota, Metazoa, Chordata, Lepidosauria, Squamata, Anolidae. The record is from RefSeq and is a predicted model, not a curated record.
GCCUAUUUUAGGAAGAAGCAGGAGAGACUCACUUGUUUGUGAGGCUAAUGCAGUUUUGGGUCUAUGCCCUUCAUUUUGGGAAGGGAUUUUAUUGAAACAGAGCUUCCAUUGUAGGAAUGGGCCUGAGCCUACAUCCUGUUUGUGGGGAGAGUCCUGCAAUUUUUUGGGGUGUCUCUGGCCUACUUUAAAGGGUUGUUUCCCUUCUGCGGGAGAAGCCUUUUGAGGCGUGUUUGAAUUUUUUCAUUCCCUAUCUGAUCCUGCUGUGGAUUAUCUCUCAUUUUCUUACUUUCCGUCAUUUGAUCUCGAAACACUCCUAUUAUCUCCUGUUUGUUGUGUUUCCAGAGCAGAAAAUUGCUACUCUGUAUUGGAGACCCUGGAGGUUAAAAUAAAUUAAAAUUAAAAAAAACUUUUCUAAGAUGGUUCUCUAUUUGAGAAGUUUCUGGUUUGGGAUCUCUGUUAGUGGCUCCCAGAGGGAUCUAGUGGAUCACUUCUGAAAGGGCUGGCCCUCAAAUCUUAAACUUGCAGAGACCUUAAAGAUCAGGGUCUGUUCCUUUUGCAGGAAGCAGUUUUUCAAAAAAGGACGGGUUGUAUAAAGGGGCAGGGCUUACAUAGGUGUCAGGUGUCUUUCCAAGGUAGGAACUGGGAUGUAAAUUAGUACCAAAGGCCUAAUUUUGGGAGUCGAAGACUCUCAUUACUCUCAUUACUCCCAUUAUACCCUCGCCUGCAUGCACGUUACUUCCUUCCUGCUCUUGCUGCUGUUUAAUUGACCUUACACCAGGGAAAUGUCGGAGCUGAGGAGGCGAGGAGCUGCAGGAGAUCAUGAAACUGACAGCAUCCUUGACAAGGAUGCAGAUGGAGAUGAAAGGUUUGCGGAACUAGAUCUCAGAACAGAUUUAGAUGUUCCUGAAGUUGUUCCAGCAAGAGACAGCACUCCAGUAAUUUUUAAGAAAGCCCUUUCUGGCUUAUCUUCCAGAUGGAAGAAUUGGUGGAUUCGAGGGAUUUUAACAUUGCUUAUGAUUUCAGUUUUUUUUCUGAUCAUAUACAUGGGGUCAUUUAUGCUGAUGCUUCUUGUCUUGGGCAUACAAGUGAAGUGUUUCCAUGAAAUCAUCACUAUAGGUUAUAGAGUUUACCGUUCAUAUGACUUGCCAUGGUUUAGAACCCUAAGCUGGUAUUUCCUGCUUUGUGUGAACUACUUCUUUUAUGGCGAGACUGUAGCAGAUUACUUUGCCACAUUUGUUCAAAGGCGAGAACAACUUCAGUUCCUAAUUCGCUAUCACCGGUUUAUAUCCUUUACACUUUAUCUAGCAGGUUUCUGCCUGUUUGUGUUGAGUUUGGUGAAAAGGCAUUAUCGUCUACAGUUUUACAUGUUCGCAUGGACUCAUGUCACUUUGCUGAUCACUGUAACUCAAUCCCAUCUUGUCAUCCAAAAUCUGUUUGAAGGCAUGAUCUGGUUUCUGGUUCCAAUCUCAAGUGUCAUUUGCAACGAUAUUGCAGCUUAUAUUUUUGGAUUCUUUUUUGGCAGAACUCCAUUAAUUAAGCUGUCUCCCAAAAAGACCUGGGAAGGCUUCAUUGGCGGCUUCUUUACCACAGUUGUGUUUGGAUUCAUUGCUGCCUAUCUUUUGGCUCAGUAUCAGUAUUUUGUAUGCCCUGUGGAAUACAACAGUGAGACUAACAGAUUUGUCACAGAAUGUGAACCUUCAGAAUUGUUCCAGUUACAGAAAUACUCCUUACCACCAUUACUUCAGGUUCUUCUAGGAAGAGAAUCUGUGAAUUUGUAUCCAUUCCAAAUGCAUAGCAUCGCUUUGUCAACUUUUGCAUCCUUAAUUGGGCCAUUUGGAGGGUUUUUUGCAAGCGGGUUUAAAAGAGCUUUCAAAAUCAAGGAUUUUGCCGACACUAUUCCGGGCCAUGGUGGAAUAAUGGACCGCUUUGACUGUCAGUACUUGAUGGCUACCUUUGUUCAUGUCUAUAUCACCAGUUUCAUAAGAGGCCCUAAUCCCAGCAAGUUACUGAAACAGCUGUUGGUGCUGCAGCCAGAAGAGCAAUUAAGUGUUUAUAAAACUCUGAAGUUGCACCUCAUUGAAAAGGGGAUCCUUCAGGCACCUCUGAGGGGAUAGAACGGCCAAAGUGUGGAUUGUAAAGAGAAGCACAACUGGAAAUGCGGUUUUGCUUGUGCAGAGCAAGGUGCGUUGGACUGAAGCCAGACGGUGGGUCUGAAAAGAUGAAUGUCUGUUUACUGCGAUUACUGUGAAUACCCAGGAGGCAAUGCAAGGUUUAAGUUCUUUCAAAAUGAUUGCAUGUUUCUGUUACCUAGUUCAGUUUUUUGGGUUAAUGAAAAGAGGCAUCUCCCUUAGUUUUCCGCUUCAGGUUUUUAUUUUAAUUUUAAAAACAAUUAUUUUUAAAUGGCGAGACACACACUCCCUCAAUCUAGCGUAAAAUAAACAAAGGGAUACUUGGGAGUGUGCAAGUCCUUCAUAAGAACUCAUUUUAGUGCAAUGCUAUUAAUGACUCCAGUUCAUUUAAUAACGUUCUAAUAUUACUGUGUUGGCACUACGAUUUUAGUUGACAGUCGAACUAAAUAAGCAAAUGGCAAUAGAGGCUAUUUUAUGCUGUUAUAUUACCUCCAAAAAAUAGGAAAGGGCCCUGUGACAAAUACCUUUGUUUUCUAGAUUCCUCAGGUUGGUUUGUUUCUAUAUUUGCAAAGCCUGGGGUGGAGCAGCAGGUGGAAAGGCACAGGUCCUUGUCAAAGCGAAAUACCCUUUCCGAGGUGGGAGAAGGGAGUUGCAAGGAUUGUUUUGAAGCACAAAACACCUCCACGAGCUGUUGUCCUCUUCUUUACCAGCAUGCUUUGUCCAGGACUUUUGGGCCCCAAGGAUUGGUGGCUCUUCAAAAAUGUGUUCGGUUGUGCCUCAGGGUUGAGAUGUGGUUUAAUGGAAAUUCUUUUUUUCUGCCUUGUGUUAAGUGCAAUACGUGAGCAAGCUCUAGCCUCAUUGAGACCAUUUUCAUGAAGAUAGGGUGGCCUCGUCUGCUUUGGCCUGUUGGCUAAACUGGCGCUCUAGGAUGAGAGGUGGAUUGGCUCUCCCAUCCGUCUGCACUGUGAUCCUGAGGGUAUUUGUUCGGCAACACCCCUGAUCUGGAUCUGUGGGAAGGGCAGGCCUUCAAGUGUUAGCCAACUCUCCUUUUGCACAAGUCUGCAUGAAAUGCGUCAUUCCUAAUAGUCGUGGCAUGAGUUGCUGCUUUGUAGUUUCUUUCAUCAUGUAAUAAUCCAAAACUAUAUUUUUAAAGCAAAUAAAGUAAUAACUUUGAUGCACACAUAAACCAAAAACGUAGUGUGGUAGUGAUUAAUGUAAUAGGACUUGAGGGCAUUAGGAGUACAAUCCUGCCUGCAGCGGCUUCCUGUGAAAACCUUUUGGAGAGGACCUGCAGCUUCCACUUAGAUGAAAUGGGCUUUGUGCAAGACAACCUUCAAAGAGGGUUGUAUCAUAGGGGAAGACUUCCUUUUCAAUGAACUGCUCAGGUUUGGUAUUGCUGAUGUGUUGGAUGGCGACAGUUUCAGCUUAGUCUGGCUUCCUUAAGCUAAACCAUGUAGCAAAAGUAAUGGCACAUUAACUUCUGACUCUUGCAUGGAUGACAUGUGUUUACAUCACUCUUGAAACUCAUUUAUAUUGUGCUAUUGCAAUGUUAGAGAUUAGUCUGGAGUAGGUGAGUAGCAGAUUGCCAAUGUCUAAAUGCUAAGCAGUAAUUUGUAGAAGAGUUGGGGGUAAACUUUACUACGCAUGUUCUAAUUUGCUCUGGUGGCAAGGGAGCAGUGCUAGUGUUUUUUCCUCAUGUGCUUUUCCAAUUAUGACAAAAUCAGAUACAGAAAGCCGCGGUGGUGUGAUAGCAUCAGCUGAUUUUUUUUGCUAUUCGGGGUAUAGGGAAGAGCUGUUUUGUGGAUUUUUUUUACCAAUCAGCAUAGAGCCGUGCCAUUAUUGCAAGGGCACAUGUAGGACACAAAUGACUUGGCAGCAGGAAGCAGUCAUUUUGGGGCUAUGAGGCUGGAUAUGUAGACUCUUAAAAGUCACAAAACAACUUGUCUAUUUACAUUUAUUCAUCAAAUUAAUAUGGUACUGGGUGUUCUGAAGAAGUUAAACCUUGUUGCUUGUGAAGUACAUGGUGGGCUUCUUCAGGUGACAGAGUUGCAUUAGGGCUUCCACUCUUCCCUGCAUUAUUUUAGUGUCUAUACAGGAGAGGAACAGGAACGGACCUGUAUUUGCCCUUGUGUGGACCUGUGGGGAUCCCUAUUUAUUUAUAGCCCACUGUCAUGGCAGUGGCAGUCAGUGAUAUUGUGUUUUUAAUACACCUGUCUUCUAGGAUUUUUCUGUGCAUGAGCAAAUUCUUUAGUUUCCUAAAGUGCUGGGGUCACCUUUCAGUCUUUUGGACUAAAAACAAAGCAUACAACCCAGUGGGUUUAAACUGGGAAACCAGAACAGAGCACAGCCUAAAACUUAGGAGAGCCUAAUUGAAAAACAAUGCUACUGGGUUCAGGUUUUAAGAUUUCAGUAGGAAUUUUUGCACUGAAGUAAGUAAUUAGGUGUAGGCUGCUGAGACUUGGGUAUGAACAGUUUUUCCUCGAAAACAUCUGCCUAAUAAAAUUAGUCUGUCCUGAAGAAGAGUCUUGGGGAAAAUACAGAAUUUAGUUUUAUUAUAUAACUGUAACAUUUGGGUUGUUUGGGUGUAAUGUUUUUAGCAUUUGUUUUGAAAUAAGAUUGUAAUUAAGCCAUUAAAUUUAAGAGAGGAGCUGGACCUGCCAGCUCUGUUGCACUGUUAAAAGAACUCAUUGUAAAAUGCUGCUAUUCAUUAAAAGUGAAAUGUUUUUGGAUGUACUCUUACUGCUUUAGAAUCAUUUUGUCUCCGGAAUGCUAUUGAAAAAGGGCUUUCUGUGUGCUUUUUAGAGACCAUGUAAGAAUAUUACGUGCAGUGGGUGAAAACUCACACUUCAGGUUUACAAUAUAAGCAGGUUGUGGCAAAGUCUAUAAAGGGGUGCCCAUAGGAAGCCAUUUGCCAGGCCUGACAAUUUCAAUUAAAACAACUCAAAGUUGUUUUGUUGUGAGUUUUCCGGGCUGUUUGGCCUUGUUCCAGAAGCAUUCUCUCCUGACAUUUCGCCUGCAUCUAUGGCAGAGUUCCUCAGAGGUUGAGGUUUGUGGGAAACUAGGAAAAAGAGGCUUAUAUAUCUGUGGAAUGUCCAGGGUGGGAGAAAGAACUUUUGUCUGUUUGUGUCAAGUGUGAAUGGUGCAAAUGGCCACCUUGAUUUAAUGGCCUAGUAGAAACAAUCAGGGCCAGUUAAUCACCUCCCAACAAAGGAUUGCUCUGGCAAUAAGAAGCCAGACCUGGAAAUUGCUAGGCCAUUAAAUGCUAAACAUUCACAACUACCCCAAACAGACAAGAGUUCUUUCUUCCACCGUGGACAUUCCACAGAUACAUAAACCCCUUUUCCUAGUUUCCUACAGACCUCACAACCUCUAAGGAUGCCUGCCAUAGAUGCAGGUGGAACAUCAGGAGAAAAAGCUUCUGACACAUGGCCAUACAGCCCGGAAAGCUCACAACAAACCAGUGAUUCCGGCCAUGAAAGCCUUUGACAAUACAACUGAAAAUUGUGAAGGAGCUGUGCUCUCUGAAUUGCAUCAGUACAUUCUUCUUCAUUUGUUGGACCUUGAUAUAGAAAGGCAAGUGGAGAUCUGCUUGUUUUAACUUGUGUUUUCUUCAAUACACACCUGGGAUAUUUCAGAUUCUCAUUUUCCCUUUCCCUCUUUUAAAUAAACAGUGUAAUGAAAAUCCCUCCAAUGUUUUCCUUUAACAUGCACUUCUCUUGGGUGAGACACCUCUGCCUUGUUUAGAAAAACUGUAGAAAAUGAUGUGUAUAUAAUGUAAAUGUUGAACAUAGAUAUAUAUCUUAGUUUACUUUUGUAGAGAUGGGCUUGGGGAUAAUAAAAGCUCUGAUCAAAGUCUUAA